Molecule: messenger RNA, 2283 nt
Organism: Cyclospora cayetanensis
Lineage: Eukaryota; Apicomplexa; Conoidasida; Eucoccidiorida; Eimeriidae
Exons: 8
Coding region: 1-2283 (760 amino acids)
Molecular function (GO): catalytic activity
Source: RefSeq, a predicted model, not a curated record
AUGGCUGUCUACAUCGACAACGCCCUAGUCCGUAGCCAAAACAUUCAAGAAUACAUACAGCACUUACCGCGCGGACCAGCUGUUGCCGGAGCAUCAGUGAUAUGUGCAGGCAAGCAAGUGUUUGGCUUUUAUAAGAAUAAUUGUCUGUCUGGAAUCCUAUUUUUGGCUAAAGUGAUUGAGCCAGAUUCGGCAAGAUUGAGCAAGGCCCGGGGUAUAUGGGACUCCCUGGCGGUCUCUGGUUCUAGUGUUUCUCGUAAGCCUGUCUCCCCGCCUUCCCACAGCGAACACGUUCCAACAAUUGACAAUGCAGGGGCAAAGGCGCAGCUCUAUGGUCCCUUCGUCUCCUAUGCCCGCUCGGGGUGCCCCCGCACAGUUCCCAAUCAUCGCAGCAGCAUCAGCCGCACCAGCAGCCUCAGCAGCGAUGGAAGCAGCAGCAAAAGCAGCAGUGCCUCUUCAGAAGGCUCAUCGCGCCCUUCCUAUUACCCUACUCACGGAAGGCCGCCCCCACCCUCCGGCCCAGGAGCUCAAGCAGCCUUGGACGAGAUGUAUGGUCCACACAUCUCGGUGUUGUGUUUGAACGCUUACCUUAUACCCCCUAUUAUCUCUUGGAAUCCAUAUUUAUGGGCCCCUUUUUGGAGCUGCAAGAGGCCUCAAGCUAGAGCCGAGCAAAUUGGCCGUCUGGCUGCACAGUUCGACGUGGUGUGUCUGCAAGAAGUGUGGGGCACGAAUCUUGUGGGCCUUAACUCCACAGUGCUACCCACGCACAACAUUCUCCCGGACACGCAAUCGGGCAGCGGCAUCCCGUGGUUGGGGGAGUUGAUCGAUCCCGUCCGGUUGUACACCAGAAAGACCGGGGGUUUGUGGUUUGCUUGGCGCCUGUCCAAGUGCAGCCUUCUAAGGACGGAACGCCAGCUGUUUGGUUCAGAUUCCCGAGUUCCGUUCUCUAAUCAAAAUGUAACGGUGGUAGAGCUCGAUGUCUCCAACGUUUUCCGUGGCAAGCGACUCGUCUUAAUCGGGACUCACUUCAGUGUCUUGGGGCAAAAGCCCCGUUCCCACAACCUGGACGAGCUCAGCAGGUUCUGCAAGGAGGUCGUCUGGAAACAGUAUCUGCACUGGCUAGCCAGGCAGCUAGCGGGCACGGCGGGGGCUAGCGGGGGCCCGAACGCACCGCCGUCUUUGGUCGCAGAUACGGCGGUGCUACUCUUGGGGGAUUUUAACCUAGACCCCAUAAAAUGUCCAAAGGACUACCGAAAGCUGUGUACACUGGGGGGCUGCGCUGAGUUGAGAGAUUUAUUCAUCAAGGAGAACAACCCGAAUUACGCAGCGCAGUACACGCAUGUGUCACAAGAGGGGAGGCAGGAGAUAAAGCGGAAAGACGGAUCAAUACAGUUUACUGGCAACAGUCUCUUCCCCUGGCCAUUUCAGGGGCGGGUAGACUACAUGUUUGCAGUAGACAGUCUGUACCUCAAGCCGGACGAAGUUCUUUCUCUGGUGGAUCGAUUCCCUCCUGAGGAAGUUGUGGGACCGGACUUCGAAGAGCUGGACAUUCCAAUCCUCAAAGACGGGGGCCUCGUUAUUUCCUUUGAUAAGAUUAGUUGUUUGGGAAUGGAUAUCGUGGCCCAGCGGUAUGGGGAGGAGUUAUCGGACCACUGGCCUCUUUCGGCACGUCUCUGCCUAGGGAGGCCUAAGAUAAGGCCGGAAGCUCUCCCGUGUCCCCGUAAGGAGCAGUUGCUUAGGGGAGACUCCCUGUGCAUCGAUAGCUCGUAUGCAGGGGCCUCUCAGGCUGACCUUAUACACAGUUUACAGGCCGAACGGCAGCUGCCAGCCAACCAGUUAGCCGGAUGGAGACAGAGCAAAGCACCUGCUUUCCUCAAGCCCUCCCAAGAGGUACUGCGGCUGCGACAGCAGCGAGAGGAACGACGGCAAGCCGCUGCAGAAGCCGCUGUAGCGGCAGCACAAACAGCGGCAGCGCAAACAGCGGCAGCACAAACAGCGGCAGCACGAGCAGCGGCGGCAGAAGCAGCGGCGGCAGCCGAGUGGGAAAGGCAGCAGCAAAAGGCACAGGCAGAGAUGUUAGGCAGGCAGGAAGAAGCAGCGCAGCCGGAGGGGGAUUACUCUGGAGAGGCCGAAGCGUACGGAGAGGAGGCCCUUCAUGAGCCACAGCCAGGAGGCCCCCCAUCACAAUUUCUCCAGGGGCAGAGGGCAGAGAGGAAGGGGCUGCCCCUUGCAGCCCAACGAGCCGACGCCGCUAUGAAGGCACGGCGCAAGCCCUUAAGGAUGUGA